AUGGACCUCGACAGCCCCACGUCUCCGAAUAACCCUCCCAACAUCGAAGAGGAAGCAUACGAAAUCGCCCCCCGCGCCCCAGUACCCGGCCAACCAUACCGGACUCAAGAUCUGCAUCCGAGAUUCGUCUAUGCAGAAGAGCUAAAUGAGCCAACUGAGUCGCGAGAACGCCGGCACGCAGCCCUAGGCGUCCUAGACGAUCUGGAAAUGCUCAUGUUCCACGCCGUCUCUAACAACGAGUCCAUUCCCCAAACAAGACAACGCUUCAUACACUCCCUGGCUCGCAGACCAGCUGAUAAGCCGCCUCUGCGGAAAUAUGUCGUGCAUGACCUCCGCGCAGGACGGCUGCUGCAGGCACAUAAGUCGGAUGCGGUGGGCGCUAGUCUAACGGGUGUGAGCAUACCCAAGUCCAUGCCGGGACGGAGGUGGAUGGAUGACGGGCGCUCGUUGGGGGGUACGUCUGAGGCGACGGUUCGAACGGAUACGCCUAUCGUUGAUAUCGUGGAGGUCAAUGGGGGGUGGAGGAAUGAGGAAAUCCCGUCUGGAGGCACGGUUCCUGGAACGGGGAUGGGAGUGGGAGGGAAUGUUGCUGGUUCAAGUUCUAGUUCUACAAGAAAGGGGAAGGGAAGAGUAUGA
Molecule: messenger RNA, 636 nt
Organism: Trichophyton rubrum CBS 118892
Lineage: Eukaryota; Fungi; Ascomycota; Eurotiomycetes; Onygenales; Arthrodermataceae
Exons: 3
Coding region: 1-636 (211 amino acids)
Source: RefSeq, a predicted model, not a curated record